GUGGCUGGCUCAAGAUGGCGGCCGACAGUGAGGUGAGUCCUCCUUCGGAGCGCCCUCCCCACCCCCUCCCGCUGCCGCUAAGCAAAGAGGGGGGUGACGCUCCGCGGGUCGCCCCUCUUCACCCCUCCCCGUCCACACCCGCCCUUCAGCGCCUCACUCGUCUUCUUUCCCCCCCGCAGCCGGAGUCCGAAGUGUUCGAAAUCACCGAUUUCACCACCGCCUCUGAGUGGGAGAGGUAUGUAUCGCUCUUCGCGGCGGGGCCGCCUCCGUCUCCUUCGCGGACCCUCCAUCGCUGCCGGUCCCCCCCCCUUUUUUUAAUGAACUGCCUCCCUUCUUUCUCGAGUUGUCUCUUCCCGUCCCGUUUCCUACUUUGCCCUUUGCGGAGCUGCGUUGGGGUUGUGUGUUUGACAGUAGAGGAGAAGGGUGUGUGCCUGUCUGUCUGUCUGUGUCUGUCUUCGCUUCUCGGCUCUCGGAUGAUCUGGCGACAAGCUGGCUGCAAGGUCCAGCUGCUCUGGGCGAAUUUGGGGAGAGGAAGAGGCAGGGGGAGACUCCCAGUGACGACACCUGGAGGGAGCCCCCCUCUUGUUUUGGGGUGGGGGACAUCUUAAGAAUUGGGGAGAGGGAGAAUGCACCUGAAAGGUGGUUGCUGGGUUGGUAACCCCCUACCCCCCCCCCCCAUAAUAAUAAUCCAUGUUGCCAGAAAGGGCUCUUCUGCAGCCUGUCCUCCGCCCCAGGAAUGUUGUCAAAUCUGUUCCACAGAUGGACUGAAAAACAAGUUUGCCUGGCAAUGUGGUUUUAUUUUUUUAACCUGCCUUCCUGUCUGCUACUUGUUUCUAUGGCAAGUGAGUUACGCCAGAAAAUAGUUCAUGCUGGGUGAAUGGGUAACUGUAUACGGUAACUUAAAACCCACCCACGAAAAACCCAAAAUAUAAAGGGGUUGAUGGCAUGGUGGUUGAUCUCUUAGCAGCUUUUGAUCCUGUUGGCCCUGACCAUCUGAUCAAGAUCAUUUGCGUUGGAAGCUGUGGAUUGUGCUGGGUGUGAUUGUGCUUCAAGUAGAUUCCAGGCAGUCUUAGCUCAGAGACUUAUUAAACCAAAAAGUCUUGAUGUAGCAAACCUAUAUAAGAAAGUAAAAUAAAAUGGAAACUACCUCCAUUUCUAGUAAAAUAUUCUGAGAUGGAGGUGGGGGAGGGUGCAUUGACAACCCAUGUAUUGGGGAUGCGGGCCAGAAAGGAAAGGAAGGGGGUACUUGUGACAACUGUCUGGCCAAGGCCCCAACUUUAAAAGAAGUGAGGCUGGGCACAUCAUUGGAGCAGCCUCCAAUGUGCACACAGGGCAUUUAGGGGUGAAGGUAAUCCUGCCCACAGCCCUAAACAUAACACACAAAUAGAUGCAGCAGAUCGAAUAGCACUAAUCUUCCAGCGGCUUAAUUACCUGUGUGUGAGAGAGUUUUCUCCUUGAUGUGUGGAGCUUGAUUAAUUCUAAGCACCUAGGUUUCUGUUAGCUUGGGAACAGCCAUGCUCAUCCUGAUGUAUUAUCUGCAUUAGGGAAAGAUAUGUAAGAGUGCCUUCUUUUAUUGUUGAACUCUCAGCAGCUUUUGAUACUGUUGGUCCUGAUAUUCUUCAAGAUUCUGUGUUGGAAGCUGAGGUUUGUGCUUUAGGAUUCCAGGCAGGUAGUGCAAGGAGACUGUUGUUUCUCUUCAUGGGAAUUAUCCUCUGAGGUUCUCCAGAUUCAGUAUUGGUUUCUAUGCUGGGUGCAGUUGGCUUGAGGUUUGGAGAGUGGUUCCAUUAAUGUUUCUGUUGACACUUGGCUCCAUUUCUCCUUUUCAUCAGAUGAAAGUGGAGCUUUGACCUCGCUUAACAAAAGCCAUGAAUGUGUAAUGGACUUUACAAAGGUGAAUAAACUGAAGUUUAUUCCAGACAGACAAUAUGAUAGUCAAGCAGUCUGAUCAGGAAAUGUCUGCAAGCACUUUCAGCUGGUUUAGAAUUUGCUUAUGGGUUUUAGCUGUCAUCAACUUAAAACAUUUCUUAAGAUUUUUUUCAUUAGCAGCGAGUCUGUUUCCUUGUUCAAUUCAAGAUGCUGGCCUUGACUUUUUUAAAACCCUAAACGGCCUCUUGGGGAGCACCUUCCUCUAUUUGUUCAAAAAGUGUUUUCAUUAUCAAUGUAUUGUAGAGUAGCUCCUGCAUUUUGUUAGGGGUUGGGCUAGAAUAUCUCUAAAGGCUCUUCCAGCUCUAAAAUGAUCUACGUUGGGAACUGCUGUAUACUAAAUAAUAAUAAUAAUAUAUAUUUAGAUAUAUAUAUAGAUAUAUAGAUAUAAAAUAUGCUAGUGAAUGUGCGGGUGAUGUUCUACUAAAAUUGAUUUGUGUCUGUAUGUAUAUAUGUGUGAGAGGGAAGGAGGGAGAGAGAGAGAUGUUCUCCUGAAUAUGUUGUUUUACAGCACAAUCCUAUAAUGUCUACUCGGAAGUAAGUCCUAUUAAAUUCAUUGUACUGUACUUACUUGCAGGUAAGUAGAUAUAAGAUUGUAGCCUAAAGCUACCACUGUUAAAUUGUGCUAAUAAUCAGCCAUGAAAAGUUUUAAGGCCCUUAUGUUUUAAUAUUCAUUUUUAUGGCUAUGAGUUAUAAUAUAAGCAUUGCAUGAUGUUAGUUCUAUAUCAUAACUUUCCUUGUUAGAUUUAUUUCCAGAGUUGAGGAAGUUUUGAAUGACUGGAAACUUAUUGGCAUUUCUUCAGGCAAAGUUUUGGAAAAGGUAAGAUUGCCUUUUGAACUGUGUUUGGUGAAAAUAUAAACCAUUAGUCCCAUUCUAUGACAUCUUUAUUUAGAAACUUAACAAUUUUGGCAGAAUUCCUCCAGCAGUUUACAAACUUAUAAAAUCAAAAUACGAUAAAGUACAAAUAAAGAUCAGGAUACAAUAAAUAUAAACCUCCUACUUAAACCACCAAGUCAGCAGCUAAGUGGGAUAAUACUUGCAAACAUCUAAAUAUGCUGUGUAAAAAGCUCAGUUUAUAGGAUACAUUUGAAGCAUCCAGACUAGAGGAUUGGUGCUACAACAGAAAAGGCUUGUUUCUGAAAGAGGUUUCUGGAUGACCUUCUGCUGGUUGCAGUGUUUCCAGCAGAGGCUCCUUUGAUUAUCAUAAAAGUUAAUUUGGCCUAUAAAAGGUGAUCUGCUAGGUAUCCUGGUCUCAAGUUAUUCAGGGAUUUAUAUACGAGUAAAACCUUGCAGAAUUCCUUUAUAUGAAACUUAUUUAAAACACUUUCUAUUUGUAAUAGUGGAAUUGCAUUCAGAGAUGUGUAGUAACGUUAUAUUGCAAAUAAUUUUGCCCAUACAUAACUAAUGUUUCUGCCCUAUUUGAUAUUCAGGGUGUAUAUACCACUGAAACAUGGGAGGAGAAAUCCGAUGAGAUUGCUUUUGCUGAUUUCCGAUUCUCAGUGACACACCAUUAUCUUGUGCAAGACUCCAGUGACAAGGAUGCAAAAGAGGAACAAGUAGAAGGUAGUUACGUUUUCCAUCACCCAAAUAUUUUUGAGUCUUUACUAUAUUAGAUUGUGUUGUUACUGAAUGUUGUUGUUGGCAUACAUCUCUCUUUCUUGAGAGAGAGAGAGAGAGAGAGAGAGAGAGAUAGAUAGAUAGAUAGAUAAUGGAGUGUACCUCCAGGGGUGAAAACAAAUUGAUGUGUUAGCAGCACCAAAGUGACCUCCCCAGGACACAAGCCUGGGUACUGUGUAUGGAGGUCCUGGGCUGCACAGAUGACAGAACCCUACUCUUGGCCUCACUGAUGUGGUCCAAAGGAAAGCAGAGCAAUAUGUUUGGCUUCUUCACUGCAGGAAUUGCCGGAAGGAGGUGUACGAGGUGCCAUCCAAUCGUCUUAGCGACUCUUCUCUAGUUUUGUGUAAGGUUUACUUAGCCUUUUCUUCUCCCGAAGAGAGCCUGCAAGGCAGCAGAGGUUUUGGUUCAGAGUUUUGCUUCUCUUAGAUGGGCUACCUUCCCAGAUUGACAAGCCUCAUUUGCCUCUUGUUAUUACUAAUCUAUAAAUAUUGUGAUGAAUAAUGUGUUAUUGAAUUGGUCACUUUUUCGUUAGAACAUGUAGAAUAUCAGUGGUCUAAUUUUCACUAUUUUAAAAGUUGAUAUAAUAGGAUAAUGCAAUUUGAAUUUGGGCAUAUAAUCCUCCUUUCCAGUUGGUUGAGAGAGAUUAAAAGAUCUUACCUUCUAUGAAUACUGCUUCUAAUAAAGAGCAGAAUAUUUUAUGAAAAAAAGGAAGCUUUCUGAAAUCACUUUUUUAAAAAAAACAAAUAUUCAUUGGAGGAAACAAUUCAAAUACCCUAGGGCAGGGGUCGGCCAACUAAGGUCCACGGGCCAGAUAAGGCCCGAGGGGCUCUUUACUCCGGCACGAGGACCUUGCUACCCGCUCGGCCAGUCUCCGCGCUAAACCAGCAAGGUGACUGACUUCCGUGAUGGGCGCGCGGGCGGCUUUGGAUUGGCUCCAGGAAGCUCCCGCAGCCAAUCCGAAGCUGCGGACACCUCUGGGCAGGCAGUGACGCUGGCCAAUCAGAAGUCUUGCCGCCCGUGCGCUGGGAAACCCGGCUCAGCUUCGGAUUGGCUCCAGGAAGCUCCCACAGCCAAUCUGAAGCCGCAGACACCUCUGGGUGGGCGGCGACACUGGCAAAUCCGAAGCUGCGCUGGGCUUCCUCAGCGCGCGGGCGGCAAGGCUUCGGAUUGGCCAGCAUCGCGGCCAUAGACAGAGAGGCUGGCGGGCGCGUCGCGGGCUUCAGCUAGAGCUUGGCGCGCCCGCUGGCCCCGCACCUGGGAAAGCUCUCCCACAAGUGUGAGGUGCCGCUGCCGGCUCCUAACCGCCACCGGAGGAGGUAGGAAAGCAGGGGGAGGGAGUGGGGGAGAGAGAGAGAAGACCCCUGCUGGUGUCUGUAUGUGUGUGUGCGUGCGUGGUCUGGCCAUAGCUGUCAACUGACAGAUUUGAAAAUAAGGGACCAGCAGUCUUGAAAAUAAGGGACCAGCAGCCAAAAUAAGGGAUCUGCAGCCUCACCUGUUCGAGGCACUCCAGUCUUCCUGUCCUCCUGCAGUCUGGUCAAACUCAUGCUGGGUAGCUUCAAGAACACUGUCCAACCAACUUUGUAACCAGAGGUUCAACUGAAUAGAAUCUGAAUCACAUGCACCACAAGGCCUAGGCAGCCUCAACUUAAGAUGGCUCCCCGGCCUGGCUUUGCAUUGCAAAGUUUGCAGCAGCACGUGCAACAAAAUGGCGUCCAGCAUUCAAAACCCCCCUCAGCUUGCAUUAACUAGCCACACACACACAGCCUCCCCCCCACAAGAUCUCCUUUCCUUUUCCCUCACCAUGUGCCCCCGCUCCAGACAGACCUUUUCGCCGGCAAGGGUGAGUGGGCUGUCGAUGACAUAUCCAUCCGAUUCCGAUCUGAGCACUCAGCACAGGUAUGUUCAACUUCUGAGCUUCUCUGAGCCAAAGGUAGAAAGCCCAGCCAGCAGCCACACGAAGCCUCAAGGAAAACCACCGUCACCUCUCCGCUGGGAAGCGCUGAGCAAAGGCAAGUCCCCAGGGAACGCAGCCGAUUUGAUCAGCACAAGGCAUGCAAGCGCCACCCCCAGUCGUUCUUAGACUUCUUAUUGGGUGAGCAAUACAGCCAAGCAACACAGUUGGAGCCUCCCUCCUCCCUGGCCGGCAGGGAGGGAGGGAGAGGAGCUGCUUCCUUUGAAAUUUAAGGGACAUCAUUUAAGGGACAUUUAAGAACAUCCAUCAAUAAGGGACAGCAGCGGGACAUGGCGCUGGAAUAAGGGACUGUCCCUUCAAAUAAGGGACCCUUGACAGCUAUGGGUCUGGCCCACCAGAAGAUUUGAGGAACAGUGAGCUGGCCUGCUGGUAGAAGUUUGCUGACCCCUGCUGUAGGGAAUGAUGCUAAAUGUUACUUUAAAUACUGACUGGUUCCUGUUGUUCAAGUCUCACAGGUGUGAUAAAACAAUACUCCACUUAAAUAAUAUUACUUGCGUACUUUAUAACAUAUUCAUGAUAACAUAUGCACAUUUAGGAGUUUGUCUCAGUGACACUUUUGAGUAAAUAUGGAUUGAAUUGGACUGUUCUGUUUUUCUAUUCUUAUCUCAUAUGGUAGCUUUAAUAAUGUAUCUGGUAAUUUUAUUCUUGUUUUUAUUAUUUACUUCUGUGGCUUGGAUCCAGAGUGGCUAUAUCUUAUCUUUUAUAAUUAAAUUGAUUACCAUAUUUGAUGCGUAGAUGUUUAGUUUGUAUUAUGACUGAACUCUUUCAUUAUUCUGAAUGGUUUUACAGAUAUUAUUCCAGUUGCUAUGCAAGACCUUCUGUGCAUGAACAAUGAUUUUCCUCCCAGAGCUCAUUGUCUAGUGAGAUGGUAUGUCUGCUAAAGCAUUACAUUACAUAUAGCUACAUUAUAGUCACAGCAUAUAAAAUUCAUGAUGUACUGACUAGUACACAGAAUAGUGAUAUGUGAACAAGCCUGGGUGAACCUCAAACUCUUUGCAUCCCUGUGGUGUGACCUUGUAAAGGAAGCUUUCACUUUUAUUUUUAAGUAAAUACAGGUUAGUGUUACACUUGAAAUCAAAUUGUACUUAGUCUUAACUGUAGUUUAAUUAAACAAGCUGACUUCAAACCAUAGUUUAUGAAGCUUGGACUUUUCAGUUAAUCGCAGUUUAGGGUUCUGUCAUAACUGUAGUUGCAAAACUGGAAGCAAACGAUUCCAAUUUAGUCCUUGCAGCUGUGUUGGAGGAGAAGUGUGGGGAACAAGUGAGAGCAGUGCUCAUUCAAGUUAAUUCACAUAAUGCUAAAGCUUAGCAUUAUGUGUUAUGUCUGAACAAGGUUGAUGCUUCUGACAUAUGCUCAGUGUUUAUUAUUCACAAAACUACAUCAAACUUCAAUCUUAGUUUGUUUCAACCAUAUUUUUAGUGAAUAUAAACUAAGCAGUUUGAGAGAGAUUAGAUGUUGCACACUUGAAUAACAUUGAAAGACAUAUAUGUGCAUUUUAUUAUAGGCUUUAAUAUUUGUAAUCUGUAAUUAACUGAAAGCAUUAUUGUUUUUAUUCUAGGUAUGGAUUGCGUGAAUUUGUAGUCAUUGCACCAGCAGCAAAUAAUGAUGCCGUUCUUAGUGAAUCUAAAUGUAACCUCCUUCUUAGUUCAAUUUCUAUUGCAUUGGGGAACACAGGCUGGUAAGUAAGGGUCCACAUCAUGCACAUUCAUCUCAUGCACAUAGCAUGAAACCACGGAUUACAUGUGAACUGGGCAAAUGUGUACAUUCCACAGAAUAGACUGUUACAUAGUCUUUGUGUGUUUAAAACUUUGUGUUGUUUGAUAUGACUAUACGUUCUAAAAUAAUAAAUCUCAAGCACAGUUUUGGCUGUUUGCUAAAAGCUUAGGAUGAAUUGAUACUUGCCAUGGUGAAUAGUAAAGGCUAACAGCUCUGUGUUUCCUAGGCUCUAGACGACUUAAAACACUUUUGUAGCUCUUCUGAAUAUUUUGCAGCCAGGUGCCAGUAUUUGUACAAAUUCAUCACAAAUGGCGAAGAAUGUAUGUCGGAGAGUGUCAAGGUCCUGGAGUUAGAACAGAUUUUGAAAUGGUUCAUCUUCGCAAAGUCCCUAAUCAGUAUACUCACUUAUCAGGAUUAUUGGACAUCUUCAAAUCUAAGAUUGUAAGUAUAGUUUGUGUGGGUGCAUGUAAGCAUUUGCACGUGCCAAGAAUUAUUUUCUUUAGAAAAGUGGGCAAAUUCUGAAAAUCCUGCCUCUGUACCUAUAUGUUGUGCAGAUUAAAACAUCUUCUUAUGACAGAUUAAUGGGUAUUUGGCAGGUACAGCCACAGGAGAAACCUUUGGUUUGUAUUAUAUCAUAUGAACACAGUAUAGCCUUUAGGUUUUUGAAAAGAAUUACUGUGGAUAAGACUUCAUGGGAAAUGUCUGCCAAUCAAUCCAUUUUAAUCAGGAAGACUUGGACUCUGUUCUUAUUUUGAUAUUAGACUUUUCCUUCUCCUUCAAUGAGUAACAGUGCCAUUGACAACUAAUGGAGUCAUCUCCAUUACUAAAUGCUAUUGGUACUUAUCUUAAUCAGUUUUUAUUCUGUCUCAUUAUGCCUGUGAAAUAUGAAAUAUUUCAGUGCUUAUUUUGUAGUGUAUUUAAAGUUAUGCUCUUUCGAUAUGACAAAUGUGUAAAACAAUUAACAUGGGAUUCAGAUUUGCAUUGUCAUCCAUGCAAUAAUUGCCACAUGGUAUGUUGACUUGCAUGUGUGAAUGGGCCAUUGCAUAUUUAACACCAAAGAGAGGACUUUCACAUCACCAGUUAUCAUUUGAUGUCAUAUCAUAGGACACUGUUCAACAAAGUCAGUUCACAUACUCAGUAACCUGUCCUCAAGUGGACAUAAGUACAUGGGUGAACCAGUCUUUAUCAGCUGUUACUUUUGAUUUUCAGACACUUUAGCUCAUGCUCCUAGGGAGCACAGAGGGAUAUUUGCAUGAGCAGUGCAUCUUUCCUUUUCUGAACAGCAGUCAACCCUCUUCAUAAUUGCAAGCUACAUCUGGAACUCAGGUGAACUUCAGAAGUAGGUUGCUAUGAAGCACAGAGAAGUGACUAUAAUAUUUGUGUGUCCAUAUUACUGCUGCUAGCAAUAUUUCGGAAGCCAAAACUUGUUGAGUUUCCGAAUACAUUCAGCAGAUCAGCAGUCAUGUACAUUUAUUAUAUCUGACCCAUUUUAAUAGUAAACCAUUUAUUUUGAGCUUGGGGGUAUUUUGGAAGGAUAGUGAUGAAUGAUCUUCCCAGCAGAUAAAAUGGUGGGAUGUAAAUUCCUAAUAACAUUGAAAAUCUAUCUCUCAUAGAAACUUUCUGACACAUUGUUUGAUUAAAGCAGAUGUCUAGAUAUAUCUGCUUUGGUCCUAACUGUUUGUAUUUCUUUACAUAUGUCUCCUAGGGCUGCCCUUUAACCCCAUUACCUCCAAUCAAUAUAAGUAUUAGACUUACGUACGUACUUCAGGACUGGCAGCAAUAUUUCUGGCCUCAACAACCACCAGGUAUGAUGCUUCCUUGUGUAGAAUUUAUUACAGAAAGUGGCUGAGAUCCACAGAACCCUGGAACUAUGGACUUUUUUCUUUGACAGCAGUGGCGUGUUACCUUUCCUUCCCUGCCCUUUUGCUAUGUGGCAAACCGUUUUUGAAAUGGAGGAGUAUUUUAAAUAGUUUCAGAUAUAGCAUGCCAACUGUCCACAGACAAAAAGGUUUUAUAAAAUUCUUCUGCAAAUCAUGACAAAUGUCUUUUUUUAUUCCCAAGAAAUGUAUGUGAUAUACUAUAGGACAGUGUAGACACGUAUUAUACUUGUUGCCGUUCUUUAUUAUCCUUACAAUCCAAGUUGGUUUGUUUUUUCAAUCGUCUUCUUUGGCGAUCACUCAUAGCCGAGUAAGAUUGUCUUCCAUAAACACGGUUUUAACAAUGAGUCUGUAAGUGACUGUGGAGGCCAAUUCUGGACCCACAUGUCCUUCAACAGUGGGGACAUUGGUUCCCGGGCGGCAGUUGAUCACGGUGUGGAUUUGCCAAGCGUGCCUUCCUCUUAGCAUGUUUCUCCUUUGCAUUCUAAGUUCGAGUGUCUUCAAAGUACAUGACACCUUUGCUUUUUUCAGUAAAGCUUAGCCCUCUCAUUGACGGUGAAUAAAUAACUUGAAAUGUUUGCCAUUCAAUAUGUAAUUUAUGACUUGCCAGUCCUUGGACAUCUUGGUUCGAAAUAAGUGUUUAAGCUUUCACAAGCUUGUAUCACUUUGUAACAGUAUUGACUAUCAACAUCUUUGCCAAGUGUAAAAAUGAAACACAAAACUCCAUUACAUAAAAAAAUAGUUUCUGCGGAAAUUGUAUAUGGCAGAAAAAAUUGUACCCAUUUUACUUGGAUCUUGGAUGAGCUCCAAUGAAGCAUGAACAAGCAUCUACUUGUUCAACAGGGUUUCUCCUUCCUCGCCAUUCCUCCUGUGGUCCCAUUGUGUGCCCCUCAAACCUGAUCUGGAUUGUUGAGAGAACCUCAGGAUAAUACUUUGUAGAUGCAUAUGGGGACUGGAAAAGAGAGAAGAGAACUGAUAAUCACUGGAAAUCUGUGGCAAAGUUGGGUGUACAUAUUAGAUGUCACCCAGUGCAUAAUUUUGUUACUUAAUUCUGAUGUAAUGAUCAAACAUGUUUUCUGUCAAUAGAUAUAGAUGCUUUGGUUGGAGGUGAAGUUGGAGGCCUCGAGUUUGGAAAGUUACCAUUUGGUGCCUGUGAGGAUCCCAUCAGGUAAGACCUGGUAUAAUCAAAUAUUUAGUUUCUAAAGUAAAAUGGAAUUGAUCUUGUUGUGAUGGGAAGCUAAAUCUUCAACAGUUUACUCAAAAGAAAUGUUGCUUAUGUAAUCUGACAUGAUACAGGUAAAGGUAAAGGGACCCCUGACCAUUAGGUCCAGUCGUGACCGACUCUGGGGUUGCGGUGCUCAUCUCGCUUUAUUGGCCGAGGGAGCCGGCGUACAGCUUCCGGGUUAUGUGGCCAGCAUGACUAAGCCGCUUCUGGCAAACCAGAGCAGCGCACGGAAACGCUGUUUACCUUCCCGCUGGAGCGGUAGCGUAAUGCUGUUGACCAAAGCUCUUCAAAUGUAAUUGCUAUCCAUGAGCUAAAGUAUUUGCUUUGUGGACUGUCCUAAUUUUCGAGGCUACUUCUUCGAAUAAACAUUCUGUUUGCAUGCAAAUAGACAGUGAGAAAGCACACAGUAUAUGUUGUGGACAGGUGUGAAGUUAUGCAGCAAUGACCAGGAAAAUAUUGGAUCUCAGCUGUAUAUUUAAAAAAUAAGAUGAAAAAGACAUAUGUGCUAUUCAUAAUGGACAUAAGUGUAUUAAACUAAAACUUGUGUGCAAAAUGGCCAGAUGCACAUAUAACAUUAAGCUGUGGUUAACGUUAAUUGUAGUUAAACUUGUGGCAUCUGACAGAUUAUUGCUUACAUCUUGGUUUAUUAUGUGUACUUCCACAUUAUAAGAAACACAAGCCAGGAAGAACUGCUCUUUCAGCUCUGUAACUUCUGGGCACUGAUAGCUUCUUAACUGUAACUAAGGGGGAUGUUCCAGUUCAUACAGAAUGCUAAGCUAUGGCUAACAUUAACUGAGGGUUGUCAAUUACAAGCUCUAGUUAAAGAGUGAUUUUUAACCAUUUUUAAACCAUAGUUAAGCUGCUGGACUGGAUUUGUACAACUCUAAGCCAUACUUCAAUAAACCACGGUUUAGAGUUAAGUUCAACCCAAGCCAAUGCGUUGUAAGUAGUGACUGUAGUCUAUGGUUGUGUGGUGGUUUCCGAAUUCUGUCUCCAAGUGUGCCACUUUUACUUUCAGUGAACUUCAUUUAGCAACUACAUGGCCUCAUCUAACAGAGGGUAUAAUUGUGGACAACGAUGUUUAUUCGUAAGUAUAUUUUUGACUUCAUUUUCUUUUUGUAAUCAAACAUCUGAGCUUCAUUUUUCAGAACACUACAUAAUCUAGAAUUCUGGUCUAGUUGAGAAAUACUUAAAUAUCGGUUUAGCAAACACGGUAGCUAUUGUAGUAGUAUGAAAGUCAAUUUUGCUCGCGUUAUUAUUAUUAUUAUUACUACUACUAUUAUUAUUACAAUUUUCUCAUAAGCUUGAUACAGCUACUACUUAAGAGGCAAUUUAAGAAAGAAAGAAGCUGCUGUUAUGACCAUUAUUCUUUUUUUAACAUUUAUAUCCCACCUUUACUCCCAAGAGCUCAGGGUGGUGUACACACCUCCUAUCAUGUUUUAUUCUCACAAAAAUCCUGUAAGGUAGGCUUGGCUGAGAGGUGGUGACUGGCCCAAGGUCACCCAGUGAGCUCCAUGACUGAGUGGAGAUUUGAAUCUUGCUCUCUCAGGACCUAGUCCGACACUCUAACCAUGACCCUGCACUGUCUAUGCAACAAAGUUCUAACAUUUUUAUUUUAAUUCCAACACUUUUCAUAGUGUCUUGCUGUUAGAAUGGUUGAGUCAAACUAUUUUAAUUGGACGCCUGUGAUUUUUAAAAUUCGUGUUAUUUCUAUUUAUCUGUGAUGUAUUUUCUUCCUCCUGCAUUUGUGGGUAUUUUUGCUAUUCUAAUGAUUGGAGCACUCAAGGACAGUUGUGUCAGCUUCAUGUUAGAGAGGAACUUGGAUCUACAGUAUGAUUUACUUACAUGAUUGCUGUAUGGUGAGAGAGCCAUCAGGAAGACACAAAUAAAACCCAUUGAAAGCCCAGAUGUAUAAGAAGGUCGCUACACAAUAAAGUUAGAUAUGAGGAAGAACUACUGAGUCAUGCUGGCAGCCUUAUGUAAAAAGGCACAGAAUGGCCUUGGGAAAAUCAGUCAGAGAUGGAGAUGGAGAAGCCAUCAGUUUUACAUGGAUGUAUACAUUGAAUAUGGCAGCUCCAGCCCAAUUGAGCCUUGCCUGCAUUAGACCACCUGUGCUUUGGGGCACCUGCUUUGGUGCAAGCCAUUCAUGCAUUGUCAGGUUUGUUUGUUUCUUAAAGCAUGGCUAAUUAUAUGCAAAAAGCACAUAUUACAUACACAAUGCAUACAUGUUAUGUGUAUAAUCCUUUAAAAAGAUUCAAGCACCAUCUGCAGCAUGAUUUUUAAAGUAUUAAUACAUGAUUUCAUACCAUUAUAUGAAUUGCUGUAUGCAUCUGGUUACUUUGGGGCAAUAUGCUGUGUGUAAUAGUCUGCAAGAAUAGUGCAUAAUAUGUGAGAAUUGUCAGUGUUUUAGUGGAGCUGGUAAAAACCCGUUUGUUUCAAGGAGCGAGAUGGGAAUUAGAAAAAAUCUGUAUGGAAAAAUUCAAAAUUGAGAUUUACAGAAAAAUCCAUUUGUAAUCAUAGAUGAUGAAAAUAACAAAAUUAGGCAAAGUAAGUGAUUGACAAGUGUGUUAAAGAUAUUCUAUAAUAAUAUGGUGAGGAUUGACAUGCAAAUUCUGAGGUUGCUUUCUUCAAUGGUAUUUAUGAUUGGAUGAGUGAAGAAAUAAAAACAUUCCUGUUCUGUUUUGUUUUUUAAGAGACUUGGAUCCUGUUCAAGCACCUCAGUGGUCUGUGAGGGUCAGAAAAGCUGAUAACCCACAGUGUUUGUUAAGUAAGCAAUCCAGAGCUUAUAUUUUUCUAUUAUUCUUUAAAAUUACUUCAGGAAGAUAGGAAUUGGUUUUGACUAAGUUCUUGUAGAAAUAUAUUUUUCUUGAUUGUAAAUUCACUUAAAUCGUCAGUGUUGAGUUUGCAUAUGGGAGCUCUGCUUAGGCAUGAAAUUCAUUGUCUUAGGCAUCGAAACACUAGUAAGUUCAGGCAAGGUUGCUGCAUGUGCCUUCAGGCUUGCUUGGGAGAUCAGUGCUUAUAUGCAGUGACAAUGCUAUGUAAAAAAGAAAAGGUUUUUCUCAUUCCUUCCUUGCUAAAAUUACAUAUAUUUAGACUGUAUUAGACUCUGCUUUAGGUAUGUGAUUUGGGGGAAAACCUAAUAUUCAAAAAUCUGACUGCAUAAAUAAUUUUUUUAAUUUCCUUGUGUAGGUGAUUUUGUCACGGAAUUUUUCAAACUGUGUCGUCGGAAAGAAUCGACUGAUGAGAUUCUUGGAAGAUCAGCAUUUGAAGAGGAGGGAAAAGGUAAAAAGUCAAGUUAAUUUUCUUUGCCUUUGUGCCUAUGAAAGCAGCUGUAAUUUUAUCUGAAGCAGGAGGGUCUUGAUAGAACUAAUGGUAGCAUCUCAUGUGAGGGGCUGGGUUGAAAAUAUGUCGGUGUAAAAAAAAAGAAGCCCUUUCCUCAGAGCUCUUUAUUUAUAAGCCUCCUCUUCCUCCUCCAUCAUUGUCUAUUUUAAGCCUCUGUGUCAAAGGUACCAGCAUAAAUGGCUUAUAAGGUUUAAGCCCUCAUCUUGUCUCCCCCUUCCCUCUGCAGCAUGCUCAGUUUCUUUGCAGCAGCAUGUUUGAGGAUACAUAGCCUUGGUUACAUAAAAAAAUCCAGCAUGGCCUAGUUCUGGUUUUGGCAGCAGGUGGCACACUCGUAUUUAGCAAAGUAGUUUUGCUGUUUCAUACUGAAAGAGAAGAAUACUGAUGAUGAUGUAAAUGCAAAUAAAGACAAAUAAAUUGAUAAUUGUAACUGUGGCCUUGGUAUUUUGUAGAUGCUGACAUAAGCCAUGCAUUGUCAAAGCUCACAGAACCAGCACCUGUCCCAAUCCAUAAACUGUCUGUGACAAAUAUGGUUCACACGGCAAAGAAAAAGAUUCGCAAACACAGAGGUGUAGAUGAAUCACCAUUAAAUAAUGACGUCCUCAAUACUAUUCUUUUGGUAAGUGAACUAGCUGUGCUGUUGCAUUUAAUGACGAUGCUUUAUAAUAUUUAAAUUCGCGUUCUCCCGCGGCCAAGAGUGUCUUUGCCCAGUGUCAGUUCACACUGCAGGGGUACAAAUCAUUUUAUAAAGUUCUUGCUUCCCUCUGUAGAGGAGUAAAUGGUAUCUAGGAUAUAUGAUAAAGAGUUAUUGCAGAACUUAAUAGCUGUGGGAAAUGGCAAAGACAACAUAUUUGAAAACUGACAGUAUGUACUUUCCUCCUCAAGUACUUAUUCCCUGAUGCUGCUGACAAAUCAGCAGAUGGAUCUGAAGCCAGAACUAGUCCUUCAGCAGGAUGCUUCCCACCCACAGACAAUGAAGACUAUGUAAGUUCAAUUUGCUUACGUGACUAAUAUUUACCAUAUAUAUAUAUAUAUAUAUAGUCCAGUAGCACCUUAGAGACCAACUAAGUUUGUUCUCGGUAUAAGCUUUCAUGUGCGUGCACACGAAAGCUUAUACCGAGAACAAACUUAGUUGGUCUCUAAGGUGCUACUGGACAAUUUUUUUAUAUAUUUCGACUGCGUCAGACCAACAUGGCUACCUACCUGAAUGUAUCUGCCAAAUCUAAAUGGCUUUUAAUAAAAGGAAAACGCAACCCAAAGGUCUGCUUGGGGGCUUUUGUUAUGUGUCCAUUUUAGUUAUAAAAGGAUGAGUUUUCAUAUACAAACCUUUGUUUUUAUUAGCUUUGUUUCUAACUAUAUUUUAGCGACUGGAGUUGUGUAUAUCCUGUGUUUUAAAGACAUUAUUAACAUUUUCUCAAGGGCAACACAGUUAUCAAAUAAGUAAGAUGAAUUCUGCAGGUAUUAUAAAUUAAGGAAACUUACAUAAUUUGCUUAAUUUUUAAACGCCACAAAAUAUUUUUUCAUGCUUUUUUGUCUUUGUUUUCUCUGCUUCUUCCUGUGUAUAGAACAUCUACAUCCAAUUCAAAUCUGCUCCUUCAGACAGCUUAACUUACAAACUGGCCCUUUGUCUUUGUAUGAUCAACUUCUACCAUGGUGGUGUCAAAGGAGUUGCACAUCUCUGGCAGGAGUUUGUCUUGGAAAUGCGCUACAGAUGGGAGAACAACUUCUUUAUCCCAGGGUGAAUUAUAUUAGUAUUUAUUAGCAUCAUUUAGUUGCAGUUUAAUUAAUACAGGCUGUAAUUUAGAACUUCCACUGUCAGGAUGAGAGAGCCAGAUUUUCCUGGCAUCUCAGAGGCAUUCUUGUUUGCAGCCAGUUAACUUGAUUGUGUAAAAUAUAGUGGGGAACUAUUUACAUUUUUGUUGAUUCUUCUUUCAUGUAGCUCAGAAUUAAAUUCUAGAUUAACCCUAUCAGAGAGGUCAGUCUGAUUAAUUGUGAUGGAUCCUUCUCAUUUCAUUUACUUACUUAUUUUUGGUAAUUACUUAUUUUUGGUUUUUAUUUGUAUUAUAGCUUUUGAGAUUUAAAAGUUUAUUUUUUAAAAAAUAACUGAUGGAUCCAAGUGCAUUUAGGUUGCAAUUCAUCAUAAGGGCAGGUGCAAUUAUAUAUAUAUAUAUGCCAGUGCCACCCAUCUGACUGGGUUGCACCAGCCACUCUGGGCUGCUUCCAGCAAAUUAUAAAACUACAGUAAAACACCACACAUUAAAAACUUUGCUUUACAGGGUUGCCUUCAGAUGUCUUUUAAAAGUCAAAUACAGUAGUUGUUUUCCUGAAUUCUUGUGUGUAUUUGCAAGCAGGUCUUAAGCAGAUAUGCUUGAUUGUGGCCCAAGGCACUCAUUAAAAUCUGAUAUACCUUGGUGCUGCUCCUUCUGAAAACUGCGUUUUUUACUUUACAUCUUGCUGCAAGUACUAGUUUACAACAGGGUUUUUAUGUAAUAAUAAUACAGAUGUAACUUCAUAUUAGGUUAACGAGUGGUGCUCCAGAUCUGAGAUGUUGUUUACUGCACCAGAAACUCCAGGUAACUAUUUCAAAAUAAGUUAUCUAUCAAUCUAGGAUACAAGAUAAUGAUCUUUAAUGCUUUACAAAAUAUAAACUAGGAUCUGGUACUUUUUUAUUGUUGCAGACAUUGUUAGAGUUGUAAAAUGUAUCCUGCCAUUACUAUAUUAGUUGGGUAGCAUAUCAGAUUAUUACAGAAAUAAUCAGCGAGUUGAGUUUUAUUCAUUGUUAGUGAUGCUCAAGAGUAAGUAAAGGGUAAAGGGACUCCUGACCUCUAGAUCCAGUUGUGGACGACUCUGGGGUUGCAGCGCUCAUCUCUCUUUAUUGGCCGAGGGAGCCGGCGUACAGCUUCCGGGUCAUGUGGCCAGCAUGACUAAGCAGCUUCUGGCGAACCAGAGCAGCACACGGAAACACCGUUUACCUUCCCGUCGGAGCGGUACCUGUUUAUCUACUUGCACUUUGACGUGCUUUCGUACUGCUAGGUUGGCAGGAGCAGGGACUGAGCAACGGGAGCUCACCCUGUCGCGGGGAUUCGAACUACCGACCUUCUGAUCGGCAAGCCCUAGGCUCUGUGGUUUAGACCACAGUGCCGCCUGCGUCCCAUGCUCAAGAGCAGGAUCACUUUAAUAAUGGACAAUACUAACUUGGGUUAAUGAAUUUCAGUGGGUCUGCUCUGAGUAUGUGGGUGAUGACUUGUGAACAGAAGUGUCUUCGUGCUGUGCAAGCGCAGGUGUCGAUCUCGGCUGUUCUUACAUAAGUUGUGUUAUGCAGCUUAAUGGAAAUAUUGCCACUGUGGAAGAGUGUGCAUAUCUGUCAUAAUAAGUUUUCAAUGUGCUUUCAUUUCCAGAUGUUAAAUUGUUGUAUUGAAAGAAAGAAAGCAAGGGAUGAGGGGAAAAAAGGAAGUAAUUCUGACCGCUCUUCUGGAGACAUUGGAAAAACAAUUGACUUGGUGGGUAAAGACUAUUUAAAAGAGGGUGAUAAAGAAAAAGGAGAAGUAGGAAAAUCUUGGGACUCCUGGAGUGACAGUGAAGAAGAAUUUUUUGAAUGCCUAAGUGACACAGAGGAACUUAAAGGAAAUGGACAAGAAGGUGGGAAGAAAGGGGCUGCAAAAGAGGCAUUAAAGCCAGAAGGUCGUUUACAUCAGCAUGGCAACUUGACUUUGCUUCAUCCUGGAGACCCCCUCUAUGUUCCAGUAACACAGGUUAGACCUGGAAUUAUUUCUGGUUUUCUGAUUUCUGUUAACUUGUUUCACUUGUCAUACCUGUUAGAGAUAGCUACAUCAUAGGAAGAAAUCUGGCACCACUACAUUGAUUUUGUUUCUCCUGCAUAGUGGUGACAAGUUUUUCCUGCAAAAGUAAGGUGACUUUUAAAGCCAGACCAUUGGUACAUCUAGGUUGGAGUAGUCCUGCCUCCAUCCUUUUUCUCCUUCAAACCCUGGUUUGAUCUUGGUUUGUGGUCAUAUUAAAGCUUUUCCUAAAUUGGACUGUGAAAAAGAGCUCCUUGAAUUGAUAAAGCCACAAGGAUUGUUGUUCUGUUGAUACCAAGUGUGAAUGGAAUUCCCCAUGUAAGAAAUGCUUGUUCUUUGUACUUUUCAGGAACCAGCUCCUAUGACUGAGGAUCUUCUGGAAGAACAGUCUGAAGUAUUGGCUAAACUGGGAACAUCAGCAGAAGGGGCUCAUCUUCGAGCACGCAUGCAGAGUGCCUGUUUGCUUUCUGAUAUGGAAUCUUUCAAGGUGGAUGCAUGAUUCUAUAUGCCAUGGGACCGUCUUAGUGAUGAAUAUACUAGUGUAAACACUCCAGUCAGUCGGAAAGGGCACAAUUACAGGAUUUCCCCCAGUAACCUCUUUCACCAUUGCUUUCCUUCCAUUUUACUUGGUGGUUCUUUGUAUAACUAUCACCUUCACUGUAGUUUAAAAUGUUCAUUUCUAUAUUGCACUAAUUUACCUGGUGUUUGUCUCUGAUAAUGCACUCAUUUUGACUCCGUGUCAAUCAUUUGAGGGAAAAUCAGCUGAUGUUUUUGUUUUGAAAUAGAAGUAGUUGGUUAGAUACUUUAUACCUUCUGGAAUUACUCUUUUCAAAGCAAGAAUUGUGAUUUCCCCCUAAAUCACAAAAGCCUAUUUACUCAAGCUGAGGACAGCUUAGUCUUAUUGAAGUCAAUCCAGUGUACAUAUUAACUGGCUUUGAAGCUCAUAGCUUUGGAAUUUUAGUACAUGUCAUGGUGAAUAAGACUACUACAUUGAGCUUUCUGAGGUAUUUGAAUGUGUGCUUUCAUUGUUUUUGUUUUACUUUUGUGAUCUCUGUGAAAUUGUAUUCUGUAGCUUUAAGAGCUAGGUGUAUAACAACAUAAGUAUUCUGCCUAGGCUUGCUUUUCAAACAUAAGCAUAGUUCUGUGCUAUAAGAGGUUACCCAUUAUAAAAUCUGUCCAAGUUGUCCCCCCCCCCCAAUUAUUUGUAUGGAUUGCUUUAUUAUAUCUUUGUGAGCUACUGAAUUAAUGAAGGAGGAAAAGGUGUGAAACAUAUCUUAAUAUUAGAAGCUUCCAACUUCCUCAUAUAUGACGAGGACAUUACAUCUUAGGGCAGCUUCUCAUCUAUCUUGUAUAUUAAAGCACCCCAAUUUCCUAGAUGUGGCACAACAAUUUAACAUAGGCUAGAAAAAUCAGGUUGCAAAAUAGGUAUUAUGGUAGGUGGAAUUCUAAAUAGAAUGACAGUUGGUAUAAAAGUGUUGUAAAUAAACGUUUGUUCACCAAUGCAAAUUAUUCCUUUUUCUUCCAGACUUUUCAGAGGUAGGGGCUGGUUCCUUCCUAUCACUUUUCUGUCUAUUUUAAAGAAGAAAGUGGUGAUAAUGCAUUUUGUUCUUGGGUAUUUUUACCUGAGUUUUAGUUUGUAGGGCCACUUAAGGUAUUACAAUAUAAUUACAUUCUGUAUUCACAGUGUAAAAAUUAGAGUGGGGUUAGCUACUAAGCCACCAGAGAUAACAUUUCCCCUCUCAUUGCAAAAGUCAAACAGAAGUGGAUCUUGUGAAGCUGCUCUGGGAAUUCUGAAUAAUAAAAAUUCACGUCUGACUUUUAUGACAAGUUGGCAACUUUAAUUUUAGGAUGUGUGUAUGUAUCUUUUUAAAAAAUGCAAGUAUUGAAAUGUGGUAGUGUAGGUGCCCCUAAGUCACUUGUGCUUCUCUCGCCUGAUAUACAGCUUGGAAAGUAUGUGGGGGAAAAAUAAAAUGUUCUGGUUUUGCUUUCUCCACCCACACUGCAUCCUAGGCUGCCAACCCUGGUUGUUGUCUGGAGGAUUUUGUGAGAUGGUAUUCACCUCGGGAUUACAUUGAAGAGGAAAUUGUGGAUGAAAAGGGGGAUGUAGUCAUCAGGGGUGAACUGAGUGCUCGAAUGAAGAUUCCAAGUAAUAUGUGGGUUGAAGCGUGGGAGACGGCAAAGCCGAUUCCGGCAAGAAGGCAGAGACGGCUUUUUGAUGACACUCGUGAGGCAGAGAAGGUAAGAGGACUUGCGACAGGCUGCACAGACACUGCCCAUUUCCAUUGGAACUUUGUGUCUUGGCUUUCCUGAAUCUCUCCAGCUGACUAUGCAGGUCACAUUUAAGGUUGGACUGAAUAAUGCAGUUUCCUUCUGGAAUUAUAAUUCCCUGGAAUGACGGUUAUUUUGUUUGUGGAAACAUGUAGACAAAAUCAGCAAAGGCACGUGAAGUAACUUUGGAGAUCAGUAGCACUUAGGUAUUGUAAGCGCUUUGGGAAUGAAACCUCUCAUAGUUUUUACUUAGCAGUAAUUGUGGUAGAGCUCCCUUUCAGCUGUCUGCAUGCUGCCCUUUAUCAGUUCCAAACACUUUCCCUUUUUCCUUCCAGCAUUCGCCACAUUUUCCCCCAACACCUGUCUCAUCCAAAAAUUGCACCUGAUCAGUGGAAAGCACCUCUCCAUAGCCUCACUUAUUGGGAUGUUCUCUUAGUAGCUUCCAAAAGCUGUUUGUUAAUGCAUAUACAUAGUUGUGGAGUUUUGUUUCUGCUGUUGUGCUUUAAACACUCAUUGCUUUUGUUGAGUUCAGUCAUGUUCAGAUCAUCUGAAUUCUCCUAUGAUAGACACAGAACUUGUAGUUCCCCAAAGAACAAAUGGUUCUCUAGUCUAAAGUACCAGAAAAAAGUCUUUGGAAAUGUUUCCCCAGAAUUUAUGGGCAUUUUUAUGAAGGCCAUGAAGUAUUAAUGUAGAAGAUUUAUUUUAGUACCCUAGUUGCCAUAAUAUGUGUACUUUAAAAUACUGGAGAGAUGGUGAGAUUCAUUGUGCAGAAUCAAGAUGAUCAGAUAUGAAUGAGAACAUUAUUGGUGUUAUGUAAUCCUUUUACCAUACCUUCAGGUGCUGCACUAUUUAGCAGGUCAGAAACCAGCAGAUCUUGCAAGGCAUCUUCUGCCUUGUGUCAUCCAUGCAGCUGUACUCAAGGUAAAGGAAGAAGGUAAAUAACACUUGUUAAAAAAAUGCAGUAUACUUUGUGUGAAGGUGGAACUAUUAUUACAAUAUACUUCUUGUUUUAACAACAGAAUCGGUGGAAGAUAUUUCUUCAGUAAAGAAGAUAAUUAAGCAGAUAAUCACCCACUCUAGUAAAGUCCUCCGGUUUCCAAACCCAGAAGACAAAAAAUUAGAAGUAAGGGGUUUACUUAACUAAGUUUGAGAAGAAAUGUCUUUAAAAGUAAGGCAUAUAACAAAAAUGGAAAAUACUUUCCCUCUUACACAGGAAAUUAUUAGUCAGAUUUUGAAUGUGGAAGCCACUAUUGCCCGGGCAAGGUCACUGAAAGCCAAAUUUGGGGUAGAGAAAUGUGAACAGGAAGAUGAACGCAAAGCUCUAGAAAAGUGAGUAAUCUUGAAUUCUUUGUUUCAUAGGCAUGUGCAAGUCAUGUUUCAUAAUAACUCCCUCUUCUUGCUUUGUUUGUUACCUCAAAGCGCAAGGCCAUUCCAGGCUUAUCUGCUGCAUUUUUCCUGCAUUCUGGUGUUUGGAUAGUAUAAGCAUGGCAGGUUUAUUUACACCUGUGUGUAUUUUGGAAGAAGGAAGGCCACCCAGAGCAGCCGCCAACAUAAAUGAUUAUUCUUAUAAGGUCAAUCUGGUUUCAAGUUAAGAGUGUUCUCUGAAGAGCAGAAACCAUGGCUAAUGUUUUGCUGACGUAACUAUUAAUCAUGGGGAAGGAUGGCAGCAAGAAUGUGUGGGUGGGAGAGCAGGGACUUCGCAGGAAGUUCUUGGUCCCGGGGUGAUUGGCACAUUUGACACUGCAGCAUCAGGUGUGUCCAUAUCCCCUUAAACACCGUAUUUUAUUUCCUUGUAAUACUUUUUAUCAAGUUUAAUGUUACGUGUUAGACAAACCAUACAAGAGAAACAACUUUACUAAAAUAAAGGCAAAACAAAAGCUAUGUUUACUUUCUCUAUCCCACUAUUCAGGGGAAAGUUAGUCUAGAAAGCAUUUACGUACAAAUAAUAAAAAAUGGGGAAGGGUUAAGCUGGAGACCAGUCGUGUUGUAGUAUAGUAUCCAAAUUGUCUGUUGUGUUUUGGGUGGCAGAAUUUGACCACUUUGCUGCAACACAUGAGCUGGUAAGAUGGUACCAUGUAUUAUCAAAGCUACAUUUUAAUUUUACUCCUCUUAAUAGUCUAUUAUGCGCUGUUAGUUUCUCUGCCACUGCCUUGGUCCUCUCCCCUUGAAACUUUCUGCAGUAUGGGCAAUAUUAAGUAUUUAUGGAUAACAUUAUGCAUGGUAAUGGAAAAUAGAUAAAAGAUCAAAACCUUGGUCCAUCGGGAUGAUUUCGAGAACUAUGGCAGAAAUCUCAACACAGAGUAUAUUUGGUUUGAAUAACUAAUUCUAUUGCCAGUCAUCCAGAGCAGGAAAAUUAAUACAUGCAGUGUACAUCCAUGCAUAAACUGGCCUUAAGCUAGAUACAUGGAAUGUGAGCUCAGUUCCUUCCUACCACUCAGCUGUGGUACCAAUAUUGAAACUAUUUUUAAAAUAUGGUUGCUUCUUUAAAAACGGAAAAAAAUAUUUUAUUUUGCUGACUUUUUCCUUUCCUUUCUCUUUCACUACCAGAUUUGUGAAUUCUUUCCUGGAACAGCCAGAAGUCUCGGUCACUGGUGCUGGAAGAGGACAUGCUGGUACUAUAAUUCACAAGCUUUUUGUGAAUUCACAGCGGGUAAGAUGGACUUUUUAACACCUCUAACGUAGGCCAUGUAAGAUUACUCUCAGUUCAAAAUGCCAGGCUUGGAACGUGCCUCCGUGUAUAAGAAUACUAUGGCUAUAUUAAAUAUUCAGCUAAAUGUAAAACGGGCAGUACUUAACAAAGCACAGAUUAUAGAUCAGUGUGUUCCUUCCAGGCUGGUAGUUCUGUGAAACAAUUGUGGGCGUUUUGUUGUGCAUUAAUGUAUGUAAGGUCCAUUUGUACUAAUGCACAUUGAUUGAACGAAGCAGUAGUUUUUAGGUUUCCAGAACAAAAUGAACUUUGCAUUUCAUAACAGCCACCAGUAAGUGUUUUCCAGGUCUAAUUUUUCAUUGUGUGAUAUAAUAGCAGCUUCUGGAAUGCUGUAAUGUAUGUUUAUAUUUCAGUCCUUUGCUAUUGAUUACUGGUGUGGUCUCAGGGAGGACUUGGGUAGGCAGAAGACUUUAGGGAGUUACUGAAGGGCCUAGGAGAAGAUUGGAAGUGGAAUAGGAGCAAGAGAAGGCCUGAAAGGAGAGGGGUUGGUUGCACAUGGUCAUGAGCUGCAAAUGUGAGAGAGGUUGAAGUUUACAGAAUGUUUUUAAACAACCAAAUAAUUUGUGGCCGCAGAGAACUAGUUGGCGUAUUUAAGGAACUUGUACUCUCUACUCUGGACCCAAAGAAGCCCUUGCUUGGGCAGACAGCAUACCUGCAACUCCAUUGGGGUGCACUUGCUCAUUCCGCUAGUCUGCCUCCAGCCCUGCGAUACACUGCAUGCUGUUUUGGAGAGUUCCUCCACCUUUAAGGGAAUGGCUUUGUAGGAACACAGAAGUCUGUAGCGAGAAGGGUCUAUUGCAUGUAUAAAUCUCUGUAUUUCCUGUGACAGGAGAAAUAUGAGGAAGCACUUGCACAUGGGAAAUUGCUCACAGUAGAUGAAAAACAGCAAGUGAGAAGAUAAGAACUUAAGGAAGAAUAUGAUUGGAGUAGGAAGCAUGCAGAUUUUCUGUGCUGGUGAAAAAAACCCAUGCAACUCUGCAUUCAUAAUGAAAACAUGAUGAAGUUAUCACUUAAUUACGCAAAGUUGCGUCCCAGUGUAGGGACUGUCUGUCUAGUGUAGGGACUGCCGUGGAUAGGAUUGGGAAAGCCUCUUGCUGAAGUGAUCUUCUGCUUGUUCUUUUAGAACACGAAUAUCAGUAAAAAUAAUGCUUGCUAAUAAUUCAUUUCUGCAAGGUCAUUAACUGGUAAAACUUAAUCCCAGUAGUAUUUCAUUUUAACCAAUGGAUGGACUGAUUUUUUUCCCUUAGCAGCUUUAAAAUGCAUGAUAAAAAUAAGGCAAGUUUAGUGAUUCACUUCCCUGCAUGCAUUCUGAGGCACAAAAGCUCCUGCAGCUGUAGGCUGCCCUGUUCAAUUUAAUAGCAGCAUUAAACAUCCAUUUCAGAUGAAUAUAAGUGGGUAGUAACUGCCUCUGUUGAAAUGAACAAACUCCUUUUGUCUAUCAGUUGCUAGAUUAGGACAUGUAUGGAAAGUUGCAUCUGCUGAAUGGGCAAAAAUGAGAUUGAUUAGACUGUAAUAUUGUUUAAAUUUACCAUAUUAUCUGUACCAGUUCUGCAUCAGUGUGUUCUAUGUUUGUUUUGUGUUCUGAGUGUUUAUCACAGUAGCUCUCUUGACUACAGCAUAUACCUGGAGGGCACUCUGCCUUUUAAAGCAGACAAUUCUGAAACCUCUCUUGACCCCAUGUGAGUCAUCUCUGACUUGCCUUUCUUUAUCUUUUAUCACUGGUUCUCUUCCUUAUCCAGCUGACUGAAUCUUCUGAGGAGGUAACUAGAUCUUUCCCUAAUUUUCUAGUCAUCUGCCUAACCUCAUGUAGGUGCAUAGAAACGAAUGCUCUAGCAGCAUAGUGCAGUUGCUUGAUUUGCCUCCUACUGAUCACUUGCAUAGUCAAACCAUUAAAAUAGCUUCAUCUUACCAACUUCAAACAAGAUUUUCUGAAACCAGAAGUUUUGAAACCAGGUUGUGAAGUAACUUGUGAUUGAAAAACUGGAGCCUUAAGUGGAUGUCUAACUGGAAGGUAUUUGAAGUCUAAAGGCCUCACAGAGCCAUGCCUUGUUUGGUAAUCAAGUUGUUGCCUAUGGCUUCUUCAGAUGUGCAUGUGUUUUGGCUGGCAAGGACUAAGCAUCAUAAACUGUUUCAGGAACAUUUGUCCACUUUUAUUGCAGAAAGCAGUUUAGUUUUUGCUGCUUUAAUACUUUCUCUUGCUUUAUUAAUACGUCCUCAUAAAAUGCUCGCAUGAACAGAUUUAUGCUUCUCAGUUAUGAAGCAGCUGUAAACUAACUCUACCCACUUAGGAUAGUCAUAUUUUUUACCUUAGAGAUGCUUUAUGAAAGAAAUUUAACUCACUUAGUAACCAAUUACUUCCUUGGUGCUAAGAAAGACAGGCCAUUUGUGACAUACAAUAGUUCUCAUCCUGUUUGAGUGGCAGGACUCCCUGAAACAGGGAGUUGGCAUAGCGCAGUGCUGUGAUAGUAUAAGGUCCCAGGCACAGUUAUGUCCUUUAUCAAACUAAGGUAACAGGGCUAAAAAGGAUCACUGCAAGAUGGGCGAAUGGUCCGACUCAUUAGGUGGUCAUGUCAUGUGAAAAUACAUCAAGCCCUGAUUAACACUGGUUUCCUUAGAUACAGACCCAAACACUGUAGAUUUCAUAGCAAAGCUCUUGUAGUCUAAUUUUAAUCAUAAUUUGCUGGAACCUCAACAUUACAUUGUUUUGACUUUUAACUAACAAAUGUCAUGUUUUCUGUUUUGGAGACCAGUCUGAAGCAGUUCAAGGUCCACUUCAUGAACCUGACUGAGAGUGGUCUGUGGUGUUGUCAAUUGUGUGGCCCCCCAGGCUGUGUGUUUAAUACUUGUUUACCAGUAUUAGUCGUGUUGUAGAAGCACAAACUUAAAAACCUACAUUUCUUCACUUUAGAAAUCCACUGCAAAUGGUGCUUUCAUUGUCACACUCAUUCAUUCUUCUCUUACAUAUCCGUCUGUGCCUGCAUAUUGCAACUUCUUCAAAGCCAAGACUAUCUGUUUAUGUAGCCCUUAUUUUUUGAAUUAUCCUGCCGUUCUUUGGUUUAAAAAAUGAUUAUGAAGCAAACAAAACACAUCAAUAGUGAGGCUUCUGUAUUUUUUUAGGUUGCCACAAUGAUGCCCCUUGAUGAAGAACUUAAGAGGUCUGGCUCUUUGGAUGAGAAACGUUUCAGUUCCGGAAUAGCUGGAGACUUUCCCCUGCCCGCAGGACGUGAGGUUAUUUUGCGCACAACUGUCCCACGGCCUGCCCCUUACUCCAAACCUCUGCCUCAGCGCAUGUAUAGUGUUCUCACAAAAGAGGACUUCCGACUAGCUGGUGCCUUUUCAUCUGAUACAACAUUCUUCUGAUGUCACUGUGUAGCCUGCCGACAAUGCAUCUCUGCCGGUGGUUCAAAUGGUCAUUCCAUGUCCAGUACUCUAGAGCUGAGGAUUAUCCUUUCAUAAAUUUAGUAAUCAGUAAUAAAAUACUCACAGACUAGUCACUGAGGAGCAAUGCUCAAUGCCAAACAACUGUCUCAUAAGAUGUAGGUAGAACUUUAGAGUAAACUUUUAUUGGGGAAAACUCCAUCUGCAUAUAUGUGUUAAAGGGCUUUGGAGGGAUGCUGGGAAUGGGAUUGUUGGGGAGCAAUCCAUUCCUGUUUACAGUGAUAAUGAAAAUAUCAGAACUCUGCAUUAAGCAUAAAAGCAAAUAUGGUGAUACUUGUAGAAUUCUACAGCCUCGUGUGAAAGUUUACUUUGCUCAUCUAGACCAACCUGACCAUCAAAUGUGUAAUGCCACCAUCAAUGGGUUAUAAACUUUGUUUAAAGCUGUAUGUAGUCUACACAUAAUAAAAUGCAACUCACUUGUGGGUCUAAAUUGCUGUGUAUAUAUUACUAAAGAACAGAUGGACCAAAAAUUUAAACUACCAUCCAUCAAAAGUAUGAUUAAAAAGUGGUAAUUUACUAUAGUGAAUAUACCAGCAGCAUUUUUGCCACAGGAUGAAUUGUACUCAAACCCUCUGUACCACUGGCUUUCAACUCUUAGAAUCAUGCUGUUUGUUUAUAUACUGUUAGAAAAAGUAAAGGGUUAUUUUAAUGCAUUGGAUCUAUGUGUUCUGUUCUUGUAAAGGAAUGCUAAAUGUUAAGGUUUGAGGCCAUGCCACUGUUUUACGACCAUUCAUUCAUUUUUUUACACAAGACUACAAUCCUAGCCUCACUUACCUGGCAGAAAUCUCACUGAAUUCAAUAGGACUUGAUUCUGAAUAGACACAGUUAGGAUUGUGUUGUCAAGAUAAGCAGCUGAGCAAAGCAGCAGAUUACAAGGACAAACCUCAUGGUACAAUUAGGAAGCUAGAGGUUACAGCAGUACUGAUAUUUUAAAAAGCAUAUUCUGCUAUUCCACCACUGCACUUGUCAUAUAUGAGAAGAUGGUUAAGGGCUAAAUUGGUGCAUUUCUCUCUGUAUUAACCACUAAUACAGUUUGGGGAACAAUCGUUAAUUUUUAUUGGUCUAUCACUGUCAAAUGCAAUUUUACGUUCCAAAUCUUGAACUAAGAAAGUACAAAACUUUAAAAUGCCAAAGAUGUAGGUAGAGAUGCGUCUGCCAUGUCUGUCUAAUUGCCUUUCUCAACAUUUAUCUGCCAUGAUAACUCCAGGAUCUAGCCUUAGAAAAAGCUAGGUGAUUGGUUUAGGACAAUCCCACUAAAAAUCAACCUAUUAGUUUAUUAAGGUGCAUGAUUAAUCAGUUUGAUGAACUACACAUAAACUACACAUCUGAAUUAUUUUAGCUUCAUAAUUUCACAAAAAAAUUGGUAAUAUCAGAUCCAUACUUUGAAGCUACAGAUUUUCUUUUCAUUUGACUUCUUUCCUUGGCUUGCUUUGCUGUUCUCUGAAAAGAAGAGAAUAGUUAGAUAAAAUGCAUUUCAUAUCAACAUAUACUGUAUAGAGAAACUGGCACUGAUUACAGCAUCUUGAUUAGACUGAAAAGGUUGGUUGGUGUAGUAACUUUUAAGAUGGUCUAACAUAUAUUGUCUACCUGAAUUACAGAACUGCAUUGCAUCUAAAGUAAAUAACUUUCGGAGUGCAGUUAUCUGCUUGGCAAAUGAGAAAAUUUGCCAACUUUUAAGAAUUAAGGAAAUGCGAAAGAAUAACUGGUAGCGAAAUUGACUACAGGGCAAAGAAUAAAUAGGUCUAAGGAUGUUUGACCAAACUGCUGGAGGCAGUGGAGGACAGGAGUGCCUGGUAUGCUCUGGUCCAUGGAGUCACGAAGAGUCGGACACGAGUAAACAACAACAACAUGCAUAAUGUUGAAGGGUUGUGUCAGAGUAUUCUGUACUCACCUCCUUGUGGCAAACCGUACACAGUGUUUGAAGAUUUUCCAGGGAACACUGUCCUCCUCCACCAUAAACUGGCUUUAUAUGAUCCACUUGCCAGAACUGACCUUCAGUUGGGUUCCGUAUAAUUUCAUUUAACUGCAAUUAGAUAGGAUAUUAGAUAAGCUACUAAGCCUUUACCAAUUAGGAACGAGCUUGUACAUACCUUUCUACCUCCUCUCAUGAUUUGGCUUAAUCCAGGCAUAGGUAAACUCAGCCCACCAGAUGUUUUGAGAAUACAAUUCCCAUCAUCCCUGACCACUGGUCCUGUUAGCUAGGGAUGAUGGGAGUUGUAGUCCCAAAACAUCUGGAGGGCUGAGUUUGCCUAUGCCUGGUGUUAAGGUACCAAGGGGUUGCUCGAGAGCAAGUAGGCAAAUGCCUCUCUGCUCGGCUGUGAAGCGUUGCUUUUGAUGCCAAAAUAAACUUUCUCUGUGCGGAGUGCCACUCUCCCGUGGCUGGCUCAUUCACUGGCAGAAUCUGUGAGUGGGCGGUCCUUAAACCUUCCCCAGCAGAGUAGUUUUUUGACGCCCAAUCUGCGCCUCCCCUCUCAGCGCGGAAGUCUACUGCGCAGGGAGGGCGUGGGUAACGGAGGACCUCUCUCCUCCCCGCUUUGCCCAGGCAAGGUGUCCUGGCACCGCCUCGCCUCCUCCAAACCCUGAAGCUCCUCUCCACUGGAGGCGUGGUUACUCUCCUCCACUGAGGAGGUGCUGCUUCCCAUUAUCUUUGGGGGUUCUCUGUAAUCCAUCUGGCUUUUCCCCUCUCGCCCCUGAGCCGAUGGCAGUUCCUUGACACCUGGCUUAAUCAAACACUUACUGGUUAGUCAAACCAAUCUGCCAUAACAUCCAAACAACAAUUACAAUCCUAGUUGAAGGAAUCACAAAAACUACAGUUUGCCAGUUCAGAUGUAAUGCCAAACUGUGGUUCUGUUAAUCUAAAGCCAUGAGGAAAAAUGAUGGCGCAUAGACACACACAGCUUGUUCACAAUCCUCCAGAAGAUCUGAACAUGGACUUCGAAAUGUAGCUAGUACACACAUCCUCACUACCAGAUUAUCAACAUGUAUUGGGGGGGGGGGGAAUCCUACCCCAACUCUUGGUUCUAUGAACAUGAAAUAGGGUCUCAUCUAACCAAAGUUGUUCAAAAUGUUAAUGGUUUUAGAUACAUAUGUAAAGAGCAAAAGGUAAAUAAAUAUACAUGUGAUGGC
Podarcis lilfordi (Lilford's wall lizard) is the source of this 29006-nucleotide messenger RNA. NCBI's taxonomy places the organism in Eukaryota, Metazoa, Chordata, Lepidosauria, Squamata, Lacertidae. The record is from the annotation of a GenBank genome assembly.